Molecule: messenger RNA, 1406 nt
Organism: Biomphalaria glabrata
Lineage: Eukaryota; Metazoa; Mollusca; Gastropoda; Planorbidae
Exons: 2
Coding region: 203-1345 (380 amino acids)
Biological process (GO): neuropeptide signaling pathway
Cellular component (GO): membrane
Molecular function (GO): G protein-coupled peptide receptor activity
Source: RefSeq, a predicted model, not a curated record
GCUCAUUAAUAAGGCAUUUUUAUUCAAGUUUGAAAAAUACAGACAACGGCUUUGUUUGCGCUAAAUCCGACAAAAUAUAUAGGUCGCAGGCGGGUUAUCUUGCUCGUAUAUUCCAGCGUAUUUUUUAAACAUCUUGUAAUCAACGGUUGGAGAGUUUUUUCUAUAUCGUAGUAUAAAUCAACACUUAAGAAGCGGAAUUUAAAUGGCUUCUAAUACUUCACAUAACUCUUUGCCCACCGUUCACACUGACAGCCAAUCAGGGGAGUUUGUCCCGCUCGAGAUAUUUGUCACCAACGACCAGAGAAGAAUAGCAGAGAUCAUUAUUGACCUGAGCUUCAGUUUCAUAGUUGCCUGCGUUGGCAUAGUCACCAACAUCCUCGUGGUGAUCGUGUUUUCCAAGCAGGGUUUCAAGGACAGCGUGUCCGUCUCCAUGACGAUCAUCGCCUGCUGGGAUUUCUUCAAGUGCGUCGCGGGCGUGCUGCAGCGCUUGCCGGGACCAAUGAGCCUGGCCUCGGCCGCUCUCGCCAAGAGCUGGUCGAACAUCUCCGCCAUCGAGUUCAACUAUUUCUUGUCCUUCUCCACCUACGUGGCGAGCGUCCUGGCAGCGUACGUCUCCGUCGAGCGCUGCCUUUGCGUCAGCAUGCCUUUCAAGGUGAAGGAACUCAUCACGCCCAAGGUGGCGCUCUUCUUCGGGCUCCUCAUUUCCGCCGUGGUUUUUGGCUGCUUUAUGGUCAUGUUCUUCGUCUACGACAUUGUCUGGAUCUUCAGCGACCACUACAACGCCACCAUCGCCGUCUACGUGAACAACGUCUUCUUCAGCCGGAACCCCGGACCUCUGUUUCAGUACUACAAUCUGUCAGGGAUCGUCUGGCCUACCUCGAGCCUGGGGAUCAUCGCCGGAUCCACCGCCAUCAUUGCUUAUCACCUCCGGAAGUCGUCGCAGUUCCGAUUGAAGUCGGCCUCGGCAGGGCAGACGUGGGACUCCAAUAUAGAGUGUUCCAAAGAAACGAAAGCCAAAUUUAGCAAAUCAACUGGCCAGCAGAAUCAAAUGUCCACACGAGACAGGCAGGUGGUCAAGAUGCUUCUGGUGGUCAUGUGCGUCAACUUGGUCAUGCUGACCCCUCGCAUCGUCCACUACACGGUCAAAUAUUUCAUCUACGAGUUCUACUUCCUAAGGACGUAUCACAAUAUAUUCAUUUGUAUGACCUACUUCUUGGCGGCCUUUGACCUCAUCGAUGCCGCCAUUCCUUUGUUUAUUUUCUAUCCCAUGAGCACCUCCUUCAGAACAACCUUCAACGACAUUUUCAGAUGUGUCUGCGUUACGAACAAGGCCGAACCCAACUGAGCGUAUAGGUCAAGACAGUUUUCCUCUAAGAACUAAGACAGACGAACCAAUAUAAUUUCAA